Molecule: messenger RNA, 4741 nt
Organism: Elgaria multicarinata webbii
Lineage: Eukaryota; Metazoa; Chordata; Lepidosauria; Squamata; Anguidae
Gene: PI4KB
Product: phosphatidylinositol 4-kinase beta
Exons: 13
Coding region: 242-2719 (825 amino acids)
Biological process (GO): phosphatidylinositol-mediated signaling; phosphatidylinositol phosphate biosynthetic process
Cellular component (GO): cytoplasm; membrane
Molecular function (GO): 1-phosphatidylinositol 4-kinase activity
Source: RefSeq, a predicted model, not a curated record
CAGCGACAGCGACGACGACGACUCUGUGGGCCGCCGGCUCCGCUCCGCUCGGCCCGUCCCCGUCCCGGCUCUCAUGGGCCCGGCUGGAGCUGCGAAGGAUUGUUGCGGAGAAUCCCUGUGAGUCCCCAUCUCCCGAGAUGGCUGACUCCGCUGGUGUUGUGAGCGGGCGUCUGAGCAGGGGCAAACUGCCCAGUCGGAAGGGGACGAGACAGCUUUGAAAGUGCACAGACCCACCUUGGCUAUGAGUGACUCCGCCGUAGACACGCCACAACCAGGGGAAGCGUUGGAGGAGACGGCAGUUGCGGCGUCACCCCAAGGAAAUGGAGGGGCGACAACGGGUCUCGGGGUCAUCACGGAAGGCAUCAGCGAGCUGUCGGUCAUCGACCCAGAGGUGGCCAAGAAGGCCUGCGAGGAGGUCCUGGAGAAGGUCAAGCUGAUGCACUGCAUCUCGCCCGACGGAUCCAUCCGGUUGAGGGACGGCGGGGGGGCGGGGGGCGCCCGGCGGCCUGGCCAGGUCCUGCCCAACGGGGAGUGCUGCGAGAUCAAGUGCCUGGAUGACCCGCCUGAGAAGAUCCGGGAGGAGGACGAGCCUGUGGCCAACUCCGUGAAGAGUGCCCGGCGGCGCCAGAAGAACAACUCGGCCAAGCAGUCCUGGCUCCUGCGGCUUUUCGAGUCGAAGCUCUUCGACAUCUCCAUGGCCAUCUCGUACCUGUACAACUCGAAGGAGCCCGGGGUGCAGGCCUACAUCGGGAACCGGCUCUUCUGCUUCCGGAACGAGGAGGUGGAUUUCUACCUGCCGCAGCUGCUGAACAUGUACAUCCACAUGGACGAGGACGUCGGGGACGCCAUCAAGCCCUACAUCGUGCACCGCUGCCGCCAGAGCAUCAACUUCUCCCUCCAGUGCGCCCUGCUGCUGGGGGCCUACUCCUCGGACAUGCACAUCUCCACCCAGCGCCACUCCCGCGGGACCAAGCUGCGCAAGCUCAUCCUCUCGGACGAGCUGAAGCCGGCGCACCGGAAGAGGGAGCUGCCGUCCCUGAGCCCGGCGCCCGACACGGGGCUCUCCCCAUCCAAAAGGACUCACCAGAGAUCCAAGUCGGACGCCACCGUCAGCAUCAGCCUCAGCAGCAACCUGAAGCGGACGGCCAGCAACCCCAAAGUGGAGAACAGUGACGAGGAAUUGUCAUCGAGUGCGGAAAGCCUUGAUAGAUCAUUUUGCUCCCCCAUCCGCCUCGCCCCCGAGCGAGAGUUCAUCAAGUCGCUGAUGGCCAUCGGGAAGCGGCUGACCACGCUGCCCACCAAAGAGCAGAAGACCCAGCGCCUCAUCUCGGAGCUCUCCCUGCUCAACCACAAGCUGCCGGCCCGCGUCUGGCUCCCCACCGCAGGAUUUGACCACCAUGUGGUGCGGGUGCCCCACACCCAGGCGGUGGUGCUGAACUCCAAGGACAAAGCUCCUUACCUAAUCUACGUGGAAGUACUUGAAUGUGAAAACUUCGACACCACUAACGUUCCGGCCCGGAUCCCGGAGAACCGCAUCCGCAGCACGCGGUCCGUGGAGAACCUGCCGGAGUGCGGGAUCACGCACGAGCAGCGGGCCAGCAGCUUCACCACCGUUCCCAAUUACGACAACGACGACGAGGCUUGGUCCGUGGACGACAUCGGGGAGCUGCAGGUGGAGCUUCCUGAGAUCCACACCAAUAGCUGCGACAACAUCUCCCAGUUCUCCGUGGACAGCAUCACCAGCCAAGAUAGCAAAGAGCCGGUCUUCAUAGCCGCCGGAGAUAUCAGGAGACGCCUCUCAGAGCAACUCGCCCACACUCCGACGUCGUUCAAGAGAGACCCCGAGGAUCCGUCCGCUGUUGCCCUGAAAGAGCCGUGGCAGGAGAAAGUCAGGAGGAUCCGGGAGGGGUCUCCGUACGGCCACCUGCCCAACUGGCGCCUCCUCUCCGUGAUUGUGAAAUGCGGCGACGACCUCCGGCAAGAACUGUUGGCCUUCCAGGUUCUCAAGCAACUGCAGUCCAUCUGGGAGCAGGAGCGCGUCCCCCUGUGGAUCAAGCCCUACAAAAUCCUCGUCAUCUCGGCCGACAGCGGCAUGAUCGAGCCGGUGGUCAACGCGGUCUCCAUCCACCAGGUCAAGAAGCAGUCGCAGCUGUCCCUGCUGGACUACUUCCUGCAGGAGCACGGCAACUACACCACCGAGGCCUUUCUGACAGCUCAGCGCAACUUCGUGCAGAGCUGUGCCGGCUACUGCCUGGUCUGCUACUUGCUCCAGGUCAAAGACAGGCACAAUGGCAAUAUCCUCCUGGAUGCAGAUGGACACAUCAUCCACAUAGAUUUUGGGUUCAUCCUCUCCAGCUCCCCCCGGAAUCUCGGUUUUGAGACGUCGGCCUUCAAGCUCACCUCGGAGUUCGUCGAUGUCAUGGGCGGCCUGGACGGAGACAUGUUUAACUACUACAAGAUGCUCAUGUUGCAAGGCCUCAUCGCCGCUCGGAAGCACAUGGACAAAGUCGUGCAAAUUGUGGAGAUCAUGCAGCAAGGUUCCCAGCUUCCCUGCUUCCACGGCUCCAGCACCAUCCGGAACCUGAAGGAGCGUUUCCACAUGAACAUGACGGAGGAGCAGCUGCAACUUCUCAUCGAGCAGAUGGUGGACGGCAGCAUGCGCUCCAUCACCACCAAACUCUACGACGGCUUCCAGUACCUCACCAACGGCAUCAUGUGACCGCUCGCCCUGCUGGCCGCCGCCUCCCCGCCGCCCGUCCGGAACUUUGGAACUUUUCCCGGAGCGCGUAGGGUGGGUGGGUGGGCGGGUGGAUAAAAGGGUGGGCGUAGCUCCCCGGCCACCCCAAGCCGUUCCCUUGCUCCGUCGGCCGCGCGCCCCCACCCCGCCACGACCACAGUGGCGGCUUGAGCCGGGCGCCGCUUUUAACCGGAUCCUUUUAGACACUCGCCGGGGGAGGAAGGAAGAGAAGUCUUGAACUCGUCGAAACACUUUCCGUCAUGUGAAAUGCGGAGGAUCAUGUGGACAACUCGCUGAGAUUUGCCUUGGGAGCCACGAGCAAAGGCCGGAGCCUUCGAUCUCCGGACAUCCGGAAAGCCGUGUCGUGCGCCUGUCUCCCCUCACGCACCUCCUUCCCUCCCAUCCCCCCCCCACGGAUCUUUUUAUUUCAGUAUUAUUAUACCUCUUUGCACCCUCUAAACUCUCUCCCAAAUGUUCUAUGGGUCCAGGUGAGAGGGAGGUUUCCCCUUACAGCGGGGCGAAGAAAUCUUGGCACUGUGCACCUCCUCCUCCUCCUCUGAAGGUCCCUGCAGCCGAGAUGCAUCCCUUCCCACCCACCCCGUCACACCCCCGCGUGUCUCUGUGUGUGUCUGCGUCUCUGUCAAGGCGAUUAAAUUCCCAACCCCAUUUUUUCUUUCCCUGCACAUUUUAAUGCAAGCUGUAAAGUCGCAAAUUGCACAAAUCUGGAUUUUUAAUUUUUAUUUUAUUAACAAGCCCGGCGUUUGCUCCCCGCCGCUGCUCAGAACGCAGCUUCAACGUCCCCUUGAGCAUCAGGGCGUGCGCGCGUCUAGGGAGGCGCUGUCUCUUGCCUUCCACAAAAACGCCUCUGGGUUUUCCCUUUCGCCUCUUGAUAACGUCCGUCAUUUUCACGGUUCACGUCAACGAGGGAGGGGUUGGGGAAGGCGACGGGCAAAAAGAGCCGGGCCGUUUCACGUGCUUUCCUUGGGUUGGGUUGAAACCGCCUCGUGCUGCGGCAGAAAAGUCCCCCGCCGCAGUUCGAGGUUAGUCAGAGGAGAUUGACGUACCAGGCACCAGACUCCUUAACUUAAACGUUCGUUCUUUCUGGAGUGUUUGGACAUGGGGUUUCCCACUCGUAUGACUGGGCGACCUGGCUUCCUCUCUCUCUGAUUGGCCAAGUAGAAGAUUCUUCGGGAUCUCUCUCUUCAUGGUAACAAUUGCCCCGGUCUGCAGCUCCUGGCAAAGAGAAGCAAAAUAUUUGGACCGCUACUGUGCUCUUGCCCGUACUAGGAUACUCAAGGAAUUGUAUCCUCUUCAUUAGCAAAGCUUCCUCUUCCUGUCCCCCCCACCUCCAUCGUCCUUGGGGUCUUCGACAGUGCCUUCUCCAUCUUUGCUUACCAUAGCAAGUGCGCAGCCAUCCGCCAUCUUUAAAUUAAAAAGCAUUUUCCCCGUCAGCGCGAAAGGAGCUCUGCACACAGCUCCCCUGAAAACGCGAAUGUUUUGCAAUACGAAUUUCAUAAACGAUUCUACCAGUGUAUAUACAUGCGUGUGUGUGUGUGUGUAGGGGGGUGCCUUUACCCUAACCACUCACCCCAAUUUCCCAAGAACAGACUUUUGGGUGGUACUUUUGACCCACAGAAAACGUGAUGGUUUAUUUGGUGCAUUUCUAUGUAUGCAGAUCUGAAAUUUGCCUCUCCUUUUGGGGGGCGGGGUGGAACGCUAUGAUUCCGGUGUGUGUGUGUCCCCAAUAUCUCAUUUUCCCUCCCGAUCUUCCUCUUAGCCUGUUCCCAAACCUCCUUUCUGAACAUGAUUCCCCCCCCCCCACGCAAUACAAGGUUUGUGUGCGUCCGUGUGUAGCACUUAAUUCCUGCAACUCUGAAAAAAAACCACACCACUCUCUCUUUUUCCUUUUAAAAAUUGCUGGUUGUAAAAGACAAUUUGUGGUUGAGGGGGACGACGAGGAGAAUCGGCAUAGAAAUGGCGCAUAAAAUGAAAAGCGAGUUGGCA